UUUAGGAACCAGAGUGGCUGCGCUAAUUAGAAAUAUAAAGUCUUAUUGCCGGUUUUCCAAGUCAUAGAUUUUAUGAACCAGCACCGCCCCUCCCGAGUCAUAGAUGUGAUCGACCCUCUUAACCUCGAUCUUUGCUUCCCAUGGCCACCGACGCCACGGCCAAGUUCCACCCGCCGGAUCUCCUCCCUGCUUCCGGCGACCUCGGCGUCAUGCAACACGACGGCAUCCACUUCUGGCAGUUCAUGGUCGCUGGAUCUGUCGCCGGCCUUGUCGAGCACACUGCUAUGUUUCCCGUCGAUACCCUUAAAACCCGGAUGCAGACCGGAUCCCCGCCCUGCCAGCCUCUUCUCAGCCUCCGUCAGGCCCUUCGCACCAUCCUCGCUGCCGAGGGCACCCGUGGACUAUACCGUGGACUUGGUGCGAUGAGCCUCGGCGCUGGCCCCGCCCACGCCGUGUACUUUUCCGUGUAUGAGCUCUCCAAGGAGUCCCUUUCCGCCGGAAACCCUAACAAUCCCGUCGUUCAUGCCGCAUCUGGAGUGCUCGCUACCAUCUCUAGCGAUGCGGUGUUUACUCCAAUGGACACUGUGAAGCAACGUUUGCAGUUGAAGAGUAGCCCUUAUAAAGGGUUUGUGGAUUGCGUCGCCAGGGUCUUGAGGGAGGAGGGGAUUAGGGCUUUCUUUGCUUCGUAUAAGACUACCGUGUUGAUGAAUGCUCCCUAUACAGCGGUGCACUUCGCAACCUAUGAAGCGGCAAAGAGGGGUCUAACGGAGAUCUCACCAGACAGCGUAAAUGACGAGCGACUGGUUGUGCAUGCCACUGCUGGUGCUGCUGCGGGUGCCUUGGCAGCAGCCGUCACCACACCUCUUGACGUGGUCAAGACCCAGUUACAGUGUCAGGGCGUGUGUGGUUGCGAUCGAUUCUCAAGCAGCUCCACAAGUGAGGUUAUACAUGCGAUAGUGAGGCGUGAUGGUUAUAUGGGCUUGUUGAGGGGUUGGAAACCUAGAAUGCUGUUCCAUGCACCAGCGGCGGCCAUUUGCUGGACGACGUAUGAAGCAGCAAAGUCAUUUUUCCACAAGUUGAAUGACCAAAAGUGACCAUCAGGAAAUCUGAUUUUUUUUUUUUUUUUACUUUUACAUAUUGUUAAAUACUGUACGUAAUAUGGUUGCGCCAGAUGAAAUAAUUCUAUCUUUAAUCCAUUUUUCUGUAUCUGCGGCGCUUAGUUCUAUUCUUUAUGUUCUCGUAAAUGAUAAUGAUGGAUAACAAGUUGCCGCGAAUGUAAUUUUUGCAAUAUCAUGAAAAUUAUUCCUCAACUUGGAUUGUGC
Molecule: messenger RNA, 1322 nt
Organism: Zingiber officinale
Lineage: Eukaryota; Viridiplantae; Streptophyta; Magnoliopsida; Zingiberales; Zingiberaceae
Product: mitoferrin-like
Exons: 2
Coding region: 141-1094 (317 amino acids)
Biological process (GO): iron import into the mitochondrion
Cellular component (GO): mitochondrial membrane
Molecular function (GO): ferrous iron transmembrane transporter activity
Source: RefSeq, a predicted model, not a curated record